ACCAAAAAUGUCAAAUCAGUUUUACACAAAUGGCAAAUGCAAAAACACCAUGCACAUCGUGACAUCGACACAUUGCAGCAGGCAACAUAGUAUCUUAAAAGGUUAUGACAGAGGUCAGUAAAAUGCAGGGCUCGAGUCUCCCCACUGGCUUUGGCUGCUGUCAUAAGCAUACAGUUCUGCGGGAAAGACUGCUGAAAUUUUCGAGGCUGGUCAUAGUUGGAAUCAUUCCAGGAGAACCAGAGUCAGUUUUUAUCCUGGUUUUGCUCCAACGUCUAACUUCACUUCAUGCCUAUAAAUACACCCUCACUCACAACACACACCAAAGCUUACUUCCCUCCGCCUCUUUUCUUCUCUUAAGCUUCUCUGCUGGGUUUUUCUUCUUUCUUUUUCUUCUCUGCCUCACUCACAACACACACCAAACAUGGACUGCUCAUUCAGCUUGUGAAGAAGUGAGCAGGCUGGAGACUAUGGCGCAGAAGGCAGGCUCAGGUUUAGACAUUUACAGACGGUUCAAGCCACAUCUCCUCAUGGUACUUGCUCAGAUAGGCUAUACUUUCCUCUAUAUUAUCACUGAAGCUUGCUUUAAUCAUGGGAUGAAUCCUCAUGUCCACAUAACAUAUCGACACAUUGUAGCUGGCAUUGUGAUGUUCCCCUUUGCCUAUUUCCUUGAAAGAAAAACAAGGCCAAAGCUGACAUUCGCCCUUUUUAUCGAGAUAUUUGUUCUCUCCAUCCUUGGGGUGAGUUUGACUCUCAACAUGUAUUUUGCAAGCUUGAGAUAUACCUCUCCAACUUUCCUUGCAGCAAUUGUCAACACUAUAGCUUCUUUGACAUUCAUAAUUGCAGUUGUGCUCAGAUUGGAGGUUGUUGAUCUUCGGAAUCCUCGAGGAAUAGCCAAAGGUCUUGGGACCUGUGUCUCCUUGGUUGGUGUAACGACGAUGACAUUGUACAAGGGUCCUGCCAUAAAAAAUCUAUGGCAUCCUAUAAUCCAUAUUCAAGGAAAAUCCGUCAUCCAUGAGAAUUGGGUGAAGGGUUCAAUUCUUACUGUUGCAAGCUGCAUAACUUGGUCUAUAUGGUACAUCAUGCAGGCAUUUACAUUGAAACGAUAUCCAGCACCACUGUCACUAACAACUUGGAUGAGCUUCGUUGGGGCAGCACAAUCAGCCGUCUUCACAGUCAUUGUGCAGCAUAAACCAGCUGCUUGGACAAUUGGAUUCAAUAUUGAUUUCUGGGCUACUUUAUAUGCUGGAGUGGUGUGUUCUGGUUUAAUAAUCUUCAUUCAACUGUGGUGCACGGAAGAGAAAGGGCCAGUUUUUGUGACUAUGUUCAAUCCCCUUUCAACAAUACUGGUGGCAGUCCUGGCAUACUUUGUCCUUGGUGAAAAGCUUUACACGGGCAGCAUUUUAGGGGGAGUAAUUGUCAUUGUUGGCCUGUAUUUGCUGCUGUGGGGCAAAGAUCGUGAUCAGGAAGCUCGACUUGGAAGAGAAGAGCAAUCUUACUCGGUUAAUGACCAGGAAAAUGACCCUAAAGAACAGAAAAGCUUUUCAGCUGAAAGGGAAGGAUCGCAAUGCGAACCUUGAAGAGCAAAAGAGGAACACCAUAAUGUAAUAAAUUAAUAAUGAUAAAUCCAGGAAAAAAAUAAACAUUUAAAAGAUGGGAGAAGAUCAGGGCAAAGGAGCAAUUUCGUUUCCUGGCUUUUGACAAUGUAAAUACGUAUCUGCAUACUAAUUUAUGAUCUUAUUAGAAAGAACGACGGAACAGUGUUUGUUUCCCUGCAGAGAUUCACAGUGCCAGCUUGCUUCGUCCAAAGUUCAACUUCAAGCAUGGAAUUCCCUGUUACUUCCUUAUCCCUUCCCUUUUUAUUCCUCCUUUUCUGGUAAAAAUACAAAAAUCUCGUAGAAGUUGUUAUCA
This is a messenger RNA of Theobroma cacao (cacao), 1908 nucleotides long. RefSeq names its product WAT1-related protein At4g08300-like. Gene Ontology annotation, cellular component: membrane. Gene Ontology annotation, molecular function: transmembrane transporter activity. Lineage: Eukaryota; Viridiplantae; Streptophyta; Magnoliopsida; Malvales; Malvaceae. The record is from RefSeq and is a predicted model, not a curated record.